AUGGUUAAUUGCUUUUUAUGUAGUUACGAGGCACAAUGCAUAAGUCAUUUGUUUAUACAUUUUAAUUUAUACCACAAUUUAAAAUCAAUCGAAACAUUUAAUUGUCCAUUACAGGAUUGUCUUAGAAUAUUUAAUAAUAUCGAUACAUAUAAAAGACACCUUAAACAGCAUGAUUUUGAUUUUAAAUCAAAAACAACAAUUAAUUCUCAACUAACGCUAAAUGAUAAUACAACAAACGCACCCAUGUCUGUUGAAGAUACAACAAAAUAUUUUAAUUUAAAUUUAAAUAUUUUAGAUGAUAUCAAACAAAAUGAUAGUAUCCCUCCAUUGGAUGAUUUUAAGAACUUACGAUUAAAUGCUUUAAGUAUGAUAUGUAAAUGGUAUAGCGAUACAGUUAUUCCCAGAAAUAAAAUUGAUAUUUUAAUUAAUGAUGUCCAAGAUUUUAUUGACUCAAUUGUGUCGAUUUUUUGUUUUAAAAUUAAUAAAUGUAUUAAUAAAUGUUGUGAUACUAUUGUUAAAGAUGAAUUAUCGGUGGUGCUUAGUGAGAUGAAAGUAUUAUCAGAUCCCUUCGUUAAUAUGAAAUCGGAGUACAUGCGAUUUGAAACCCUCGAUGAACUUGGUGUAUUAAUUCGUCCGAAAGAAAUAGUUAUUGGGCAUAGACUAGGUGACAAAUUAAUUGAUGGUAGGGUUGUAGUAAAUCCCGUUGAAGUUAAAAUAUGUUUGAUUCCACUUAGAGAUAUUUUUAAAAAAGUCCUAGAACACUCAAAUUUAUUAGAUGUAAUACUAAGUUAUAUAGAAAAUAUGAAAUCGAGCAAUAAAUUCGUUUACAACUUUAUGCAGUCCCAACAAUGGCGAGAAAAAUGUAAAAAUCUUCCAAACAAAAUUAUUUUCCCUUUAUUUUUAUAUUUUGAUGAUUUUGAGGUUAAUAAUCCGCUAGGUUCACACGCUGGUAACCAAAAGUUAGGUGCAAUUUAUGUGUCUAUAGCUUGUUUACCUCCUGAAUUAUCGUCGUCAUUAGAUAAUAUUUUUUUGACGUCACUUUUUAAAACUGAUGACAAAAAAUAUUUUGGGAAUAAUGUAAUUUUUAAAGAUUUAAUUGCAGAGCUAAAUUAUUUAGAAUCUACCGGUAUUUUCGUUACAGUUAAUAAUAAAGUUUACAAUAUUUUCUUCUCUUUGGGUUUAAUUAUAGGCGAUAACUUGGGGUUACACUCAAUAUUAGGAUUUACGGAAAGUUUUGUGGCAAAAUAUCCGUGCCGAUUUUGUAAAACAAUAAAAUAUGAAUGCCAUUUGCAAACAAACCAAGUUGAUACAAAUCUUCGAAACCGCACAAAUUAUGACGAUGAUAUCCUAAAGAAUGACAUAUCAAUGACAGGAAUUAAAGAACCAUGUGUGUGGAAUCAAUUGAAUUCAUUUCAUGUAACGGAGAAUUACUGUGUUGAUAUUAUGCAUGACAUGUUAGAGGGGGUGUGUAAUUACGAUAUUGGUUUAAUGUUGAAAAUUAUGGUUUUUGAUUUGAAAUACUUUUCAAUCGAUAUUUUAAAUAAUAGAAUAGAAUUAUUUGAUUAUGGAUCAAUCGAUAUCCGAAGUAGACCAACUUUGAUAUCUGCUGAUACUUUAAAAAGUAAAGGUAAAAUUAAAAUGUCCGCCAGUGAAAUGCUUUGUUUUGUAAAGAACUUGGGGUUAAUUAUUGGCGAUUUAGUUCCCCGUAAUUCCGAAAUUUGGUCAAUUUAUAUUAUACUCGACAAAAUUUUAAAUAUUAUAUUAUCUAAGUGGACUAAAACUGAAGAUUCAUUUCUUCUAAAGGAUUUAAUCACAGAACACCACACUAUGUAUUUAAAAAUAUUUCGUACCAAUUUAAAACCUAAACACCAUCAUAUGAUUCAUUACCCACUAAUACUUAACAAAUCUGGUCCACUAUCAUUAUUUUGGUCCAUGAGGUUUGAAGGUAAACAUAGAGAACUCAAAAAUACAGCUAAUUCUAUAACUUCUAGAAAAAAUAUACAAAAAACUUUAUCAAUUAAACAACAGUUAAGAUUGUCUUACAGAUUAUUGUCAACUAAAAAUAAUUAUUAUACCAUUCCGAUCGAAAUAGGACCAAUAUUGAAAUUAUGUCCAGUGGACAUAGAUUUGUAUAAUUCAUACUCAGGCAAUUAUGAUUUGAAUAACAGUGAUGUAUAUUUUGUUUCAUGGGUAAUCAUCAAUGGAGUUUCAUAUAACACCAAAAAUAUGUCUGUAAUUAUUAAUGUGUGUGAUGAAAAUAAUGAUUUGUUACCUUUAUUUGGAUUGAUUAAAUGUAUUUUUAUUAUAAAAAAUGAACCAUUUAUUAUAUAUAAUUUGUUUGAUACUAUUAACUAUGAUGAACACUUUGGUGCAUUUUAUGUAAAGUUUUCAUCUAAAUUAGGUCAUAUCAAAAUUAAUGAAUUAGAAAAUAUUUUUCCUGUACACCAUAAAAGUAUUUCUAAUGGAAAUAUAUUUAUAAAAAUGUUAUUAUAA
Macrosiphum euphorbiae (potato aphid) is the source of this 2493-nucleotide messenger RNA. Lineage: Eukaryota; Metazoa; Arthropoda; Insecta; Hemiptera; Aphididae. The record is from the annotation of a GenBank genome assembly.